UAUGGAGUUGUGAAAAUGGUUCUGAUGACAAAGUUGAGUUUGCCAACAACAUCCCUUCACCACUUCAAUUCGAGAGAUUCCGAACACAACGGCGGCGUCACCACUAUCAGCCACCAUCAAACCACCGCGACCUGAAACUCGUUUCACAGAAAUACAGUAAAUUUUUGGGCAUUCGCCACUUCAGACUUGAGCCAUCUCCAUCAUACGUUAGGGUUUGCAGAUUCUCCAUCGUGGAGCUUGCUUCAGGUGAUAAUUUGCAACUCUUGCUUUGUCCACGCAAUGAUUAAGCCUUGUUCUUAUAGAAAAAGUAUAUUAUCCAAAUGGGGGUUGUUUACGAAAAUGCACAGCACAAGUGAGGCGAUUCUGGACAUUGGAGAAGCGAGCGAGAAAGUGAGCAAGGUUAUGAUGACGUGUCCCACACUGGCACUUGACACUGCUCUUAAUCAAACUGGAGUUAGAGUUUCCCCUGAUUUAGUUGAAAAUGUUCUCAAACGAUUUGAGAAUGCGGGCAUGUCAGCAUUUCGGUUCUUUGAGUGGGCAGAGAAGCAGAGAGGGUACUCACACAGCGUAAGGGCAUAUCACUUGAUGAUUGAAUCUUUGGCUAGGAUCAGACAGUACCAGAUUGUGUGGGACCUUGUUAAUGCAAUGAGGAAAAAGGGCAUGCUAAAUGUGGAGACUUUUUGCAUCAUGAUGAGAAAGUAUGCUAGAGCUAACAAGGUCGACGAGGCUGUUUACACCUUUAAUGUUAUGGAUAAGUUCGAUGUGGUUCCAAAUCUUGCUGCAUUUAAUGGUUUGUUAAGUGCUUUGUGCAAGUCCAACAAUGUGAGGAAGGCUCAGGAGAUUUUUGAUGCUAUGAAGGGUCGAUUCGAGCCAGACGCGAAAACUUAUAGCAUUUUGCUGGCGGGGUGGGGAAAAGCUCCUAAUCUUCCCCGGGCAAGGGAGGUUUUUGGAGAAAUGGUUCGUGCUGGGUGUGAUCCUGACGUUGUUACUUAUGGUAUAAUGGUUGAUGUUCUUUGCAAAGCAGGGAGGGUUGAUGAAGCUGUUGAGGUUGUGAAGGAAAUGGAUGAGAGCAAUUGCAGGCCUACAUCUUUCAUUUAUAGUGUCCUUGUUCAUACUUAUGGAGUGGAGCACCGAAUUGAAGAUGCUAUUGAUACAUUCCUGGAGAUGGAGAGGAAGGGAAUCAAGGCUGAUGUUGCGGUUUAUAAUGCCUUGAUUGGUGCCUUUUGUAAAGUAAAUAAGUUUAAAAACGUGCACAGGGUCUUGCAGGAGAUGAAGAUCAAUGGUGUUGCUCCGAAUUCAAGGACCUGUAAUGUUAUCAUAAGCAGUAUGAUUGGUCAGGGACAGACUGACAGAGCUUUUAGAGUUUUCCGCCGGAUGAUCAAGUUAUGUGAACCAGAUGCUGACACUUACACAAUGAUGAUAAAAAUGUUUUGUGAGAAAAAUGAUCUGGAGAUGGCUCUGAGAAUAUGGAAGUUUAUGAAAUCAAAGCAAUUUGUUCCAAGCAUGCACACCUUUUCUGCCCUUGUCAAUGGGCUGUGUGAAAAAGGUGAUGCCGCAAAAGCUUGUGUUGUGCUUGAAGAGAUGAUAGAGAAGGGAAUUCGACCAUCACGUAUUACGUUUGGGAGGUUAAGACAGUUGCUUGUAAAGGAAGGGAGAGAAGAUGUGCUCAAAUUUCUUCAUGAGAAAAUGAAUCUUCUUGUCAAGGAGCCUUUAUAUGGUUGAAAAAAGUGAAUGCAGUUGGCAACUAGAAACAUAUAGCAAGCUUUGAAUACUUGAUUUUGUCGUCAAAACAGUUUUGUAUACUUGGGACCUGCAUGUAAUAUAGAAAUCAGACCGCUUAACUUAUAUGCGGAUAUUGCCAAGUCCUUCCCAAAUAUGAAAUGCAUUGAUGAUCAAACGUUGUAUACCAUGUCAUGCUGAUGAUAUCAUAAGACCAUUAUCCACUAGAUUUUCGAAUGUGACAUAAUGAUGUCGUGCAUGUUAUAGGAAAAAGUUCCUCUAAAGUUAGAUAUCUCUAAAUUAGCAUGGGUGUAUUCACCCUUUGAAUUUGAGUGAGUUAAGAUUUGAUGCGUCAUGAUUGAUGAAGUUUUAUUGGAAGUGAGCGGGUGUUAAAAAUAUUUGCUUUGGAUUUGUCUAUAGUGCAUUGGAAAAUAUCCUGAUUAUCAUUUAGUAAAGAAAAAUCUUGCGCCAGUGGCUGUUCAUGAUCUCUGACAAAUAUCAGUGAUGUAUGUCACUUACCCUGCUGGUAAAGCUCCCUUUAAAACUUACUUUUAUUGAUUGCAAACUUAGAGAUAUGCUUAUAUUUCCAGUAUGUUGUUUCUUUUGGCUCUAAAUUUUUAGCUGUUAAAAUGCCAUUUGAAGUGGGUCUGCAUUUCAUGAUGUCACUUUGUUACGAGCUUGUGUUGUAUGUAAUUUAAUAAUGUUGUACAUUAUACAAAUGUGUUCAUUUUCUGCAAAAACGGAAUCAAAUUAGGAAUUGUUAUUGGGACUAGAAAAAUAAUUAUAUUACACUUAUUUGGAUUGAUUUUAAUCCUUGGUUAAGAUAAAGGUUGUCUGGAAGAAAAAUUCAGUCACUUGGGAUUUUGGGAAAUGGCUUUGUUGUGAGAUUUGCGGAAGUUCCGGGUUAGCGUUGAAGGUAAAAGUAGGAAUCAAUUAGACCAUCGAAAAGUAGAUUGAACCAAAACGGCUUGCCUACUUUUCUCUUCUGGUGCUCUGAUUUUUCUUACUCGUUUAACUUUUACAGGAAGGGAGGGGCUCUUUUUGUUUGAUUUGCUGUAGUUAACCACUAUGCAAUGUGCCUCGGCUACUGGUUUAAAGUUGAAAUGAAGCCAAUUACAAAAAUGACAAAUGAGGAUAAUAUGGAGACAGCUAGAGAUAGUCACAUGGCAGUUGAAAUGAUGAAAAAAAGAAGAAAAAGCUCACAACCUAAAAUAACCAACGGAUGGUUAUGUGUGGUGAGGCAAAUAUCAUAAAGCUCAAGCUGGUUGGAGAGAGAAAAAGGGAGGAAAAAGUUUAGUGUUUGUUUUCUUGUAAGAAACCCAGUUCGAGGAAAUAAUACAAUUACUUCUUUUUUCCAUAUAGCUCUCUCUUACUCCUGUUUAUUGGUACAAUUGUUAUAUUGGUGCUUUCAUAGUGGAAAAUAUGCACAUGAAAGACCUUGCCUUCGAUGUGAAGCAUUUGAUGGAAAUGAUGAAAGCUUGUGAUAAAGGUUACUCGUUUCAAUACUAUAGGAUCAACAAUGGAAGAGGAUGUUGAAACGUGCUCUGUAGGUGGACUCUUGCUCUUCAAACCUAUCCUUCAAGUUUGCAAUGUUAAAUUGGAUUUUUUUUCGUUUUGAUGGAUUUGAUGUUCUCUAAUGGAUCUUUAAGGCUGAGCAAUAUUUUUAUUAUUACCAUCCACUUGAUACACAA
Messenger RNA from Vigna unguiculata (cowpea), 3410 nucleotides. RefSeq names its product Tetratricopeptide repeat (TPR)-like superfamily protein (gene APPR6). The record is from RefSeq and is a predicted model, not a curated record. NCBI's taxonomy places the organism in Eukaryota, Viridiplantae, Streptophyta, Magnoliopsida, Fabales, Fabaceae. Gene Ontology annotation, molecular function: protein binding.